AAAGCUCCGGGAAUGCAGUGAGGUAGCCCAUGAAGCAGUGAGAUUGAGCGAGAGCGAGAGAGAGAGAGAGAGCGAGGAAAAAAGAGAGAACGAAGGAGCGAGGGAGACGGAGCCGGCGAAAGAGAGAGGAGCAGCCCGGAGACCCUGCGGAACCGAGCGCCCCCCAAGUCACCGGCCCCGGGGACCCGGAAAGUCCCGAAGAGCGAGCAGACCCAGGUGUGUCCGGGUCGGAGCGAGAGGCCGAGCUAGGUGGCCAGGGAGGAAGGACAGCGGGGAGAGCCGCGUCCCCCCUCGCCCCCCCCCCGCCCCCGAAGAAGAAGCCGAGAAAAGCGGGCCGAGGAGAGACCAGGAAGCCGGACAGCCCGAACCGAGUUGGCAUCCGCCAACCUCCCGGGAGGGAGGAGUGGGCCCGGUCGCUGCCCCCUUGCCUGGAUGUGCACGAAGAUGGAGCAGCCCUUCUACCACGACGACUCGUAUCCGACUCCGGGCUACGUUGGGCGGGGACCGGGCGGCCUUGCCCUGCAGGACUACAAGCUGCUGAAACACAACCUGGCGCUGAAUCUCUCCGACCCCUACCGCGGCCUCAAGUCCCACCUGCAGCUCCGGGGCCAGGGCCCGCCCGCCGAAGACAGCGCCUACUUCGCCGCGCAGCAGCAGCAGCAGCAGCAGCAGCAGCAGCAGGACACCACCGGGGCCGGGGGCUCCCUGAAACUCGCCUCUCCGGAGCUCGAGCGCCUCAUCAUCCAGAACAGCAACGGGGUCAUCACCACCACGCCCACCCCCCCGGGCCAGUACUUCUAUCCGCGGGGCGUCACGGAGGAGCAGGAAGGCUUCGCCGACGGGUUCGUCAAGGCGCUGGACGACCUGCACAAGAUGAACCACGUGGGGCCCCCCAACGUGUCCAUCGGGGCCGGCGGGGCCGGGGGGCCGGCCCCCCCGGCGCCUCCGAGCAGCAGCGUCUACGGAGCCUCCUCCCUGCCCGAACCGCCACCCGUCUACACCAACCUCACCAGCUACAACCCCGUUGGGGGAGGUGCCGGGGGCAGCGGCGGCGGCGGCGGCGGCGGCUCCUCCAGCUACCCCACCGCCACCAUCAGCUACCUCCCCCACGCCCCGCCCUUCGCUGGGGGUCAUCCCGCCGGGGGGGCCCUGGGGCUGGGCCCGGGGGCUCACCCGGGCCGGGGGGGCCCCGCCGGCGGGCUGGCGAGCUUCAAGGAGGAGCCCCAGACGGUCCCCGAGGCGCAGAGCCGGGACGGCACGCCGCCCAUGUCCCCCAUCAAUAUGGAGGACCAGGAGCGCAUCAAGGUGGAACGCAAACGACUGCGCAACCGGCUGGCGGCCACCAAGUGCCGCAAGCGCAAACUGGAGCGCAUCGCCAGACUGGAGGACAAGGUGAAGAGUCUCAAGACGGAGAACGCCGGCCUGUCCAACACGGCCAGCCUGCUGCGGGAGCAGGUGGCGCAGCUCAAACAGAAGGUCAUGAACCACGUCAACAACGGCUGCCAGCUGCUGCUCACGGUCAAGAUGCAGAACUUCUGAGUCCCGGGGCCGCCAACGCGCGGAUUUGGCCCACGGAUUUGGCGCAGGCGCUCGCAUCCCCGCACCCACCCCCACCCCCCCCUCCCCAAAACGCCUCGAACGCACGGCUCCCCCUCUCCAUCCCUCCACCCACGGACCGUGCUGCGCGUUACUAUUUCCCGCAGUCCCUGAGCGCUCCGCGCCUCCCGGCGCCCCCUCAGCCCGCGGGCUGAGGGGGCCGGGUGGAACUGGAUUUAAGGAGCAACCCCCCCCAUCCUUCCCUCUCUCUCUUUCUCUCUUCCCUCCUUUACAACGUUUACACUCGGGGGUCGGCUCAGUCCCGGCCGCCCCUGUCCUGGGUAGGAAGGGAGGAGGCAGGGGAGGGACGAACCCCCCCGCCUCCUUGAUAUCAAGUGACUAACCUAUUUGCCUCUUUUGUAUUUUUUUUUUUCUGCUGGAAACAGACUCGAUUCAUAUUGAAUAUAAUAUAUUUGUGUAUUUAAAGAGAAGCGAUCUAGGCCACGUGCUGUGGAGCGGCACCGGUACUCACCCCGCCCCCUCCCGGGGGAGAGGGAAUGGGGGCGAGGGACCGAGGCCCUGGUCCCCAUCGCCCAGCUCCUUCCCUUUAUUCUCACUCCCUAGGUCCGUGUAUUGUCCCCUGUAUAAAAUCAAACGACUCCUGAUUUUUAAAGGUUAUUUUAAUUUUUUUUUUGUCGUUCUGACUUUUUAUCAAAUUUAUUUAA
This is a messenger RNA of Tachyglossus aculeatus (Australian echidna), 2261 nucleotides long. RefSeq names its product JunB proto-oncogene, AP-1 transcription factor subunit (gene JUNB). Gene Ontology annotation, biological process: regulation of cell population proliferation; regulation of transcription by RNA polymerase II; regulation of cell cycle. The transcript has a single exon. The coding region runs from base 433 to 1539 and encodes 368 amino acids. Gene Ontology annotation, molecular function: transcription factor binding; DNA-binding transcription factor activity, RNA polymerase II-specific; RNA polymerase II cis-regulatory region sequence-specific DNA binding. Lineage: Eukaryota; Metazoa; Chordata; Mammalia; Monotremata; Tachyglossidae. Gene Ontology annotation, cellular component: transcription regulator complex. The record is from RefSeq and is a predicted model, not a curated record.